AUGGACGUGCGCAUAGUGAUCGUUUUCUGCUGUACCAUUUUGCACCUAGAGUUAGCGGAAUGUUACAGUUUGCGGAAAGCCGACCAUCCAACAGCAGCUAUCAAAGAAUUUGGCAGCAUAGCUGCCGCAUCUAGCAAUGCUCCAAAAUCACCCCUGCUAGAGAUAGUGCUCCGCAUACUAGACACCAUUCAGAUUAUUCCCAAGAAACGGUCAAGGCGACAGGAGCGAUCGCAAACACUUCCGCUCCUCACCCCAUUGUUCGGGAGCGCAAUAUUUGGUGGGCGGGUGGAAAAACCGUUGCUGGCACUGUCGCUAGAAUCGGGCGAGGCAGCAACCGAACCGGGCCCGCCGUCUGCCGAGCAGCCCGAGGAUGAUGAUGACGAUGGGGACAAAUUUUACCCACCGGAUGCGUAUCAGCUGCGACGGAUAACAAGCUCCAAACGGUUUUACGAUAUGGUGCUCGGUGUGCUGCAUGUGCUCGAAAGCCAAGCGCGGCAGAAAGUGCAACGUGCACGGGAACAGCGGGAAAGCGUACGAUCGGCAUAUGACGAUGAAGACGAUGAGGAACAACCGGCUUAA
Anopheles maculipalpis is the source of this 579-nucleotide messenger RNA. RefSeq lists its product as uncharacterized. The transcript has 3 exons. Bases 1 to 579 code for a protein of 192 amino acids. The record is from RefSeq and is a predicted model, not a curated record. Lineage: Eukaryota; Metazoa; Arthropoda; Insecta; Diptera; Culicidae.